GUUGAUUGGUGUGACGUGAGGAAUAACAAGAAAAAAAAGGAUAAGAAAGAGCAGACGCACACGAAUUACAACACAGCGCUGGGUCGCGUUAAACAACUGCACCUGCAACACCCACCGCCGUCCAAACGAUGGCAAAGGAUCCGUGCACGGACUUUAAGAUGGAAUCGCUCGAAAGUUUCGAACCACUGGUCAACCCCAUCCGACAGUAUCGGAACCGAUCGAAGCGAACGCUGAAGACGGGUGAAGAGAAACUGGCGGAAGUGCUUGCCAAAAUAGCAUCUCUGCAGAAAAGCUCCGACAAAACGGAUGGAAUCGAUCGGACAAAGGUCCGCACGUACAAUGUAAAGCUGCGUCUACGAAAGAGUCUGCUGUACAGGUGCUUUGACUGUGGCAGAUGCUUUGCCAAUUCGGACUUUCUUGAGCUGCAUGAAAAAUCGCACACAGAGCAGGGUAAAUGUGACAUCGAUCUACGCCAGGAACCAGCCGAUUCCGAAAUGAAUCUCAAACAGAACGCUUGGUUUGUGGAUGACUUUGGUGAGGAAGGAGAUGAAGAGGGCGGUGACGGGGAGCACAUCGUGCAGCUCGACUGUACGGUAGAGGAAGGCGAAGACAUCUUCGACAUUACGUUUGAUCGUACAAAGUGCGAGAAGACGUACACAAUGAAGUACAAGGUGAAGAAGGAACCGGUAGGUAAGUGUGAGCACUGUUCGAAGCAGUUCUAUUCGGCGGAAUACUUGAAGCUGCACGAGCUGGAACACGAGAAGUUUUUGGACAUUGCAAACAUUGAGCCGAGCAUCAACAUUAUUCGGUCGCCCCGAAUUGAAGAGAGCACCAUGACACUGGACGAUAGCUUCUACGAGGCGCUGGAUGUGAAUGAUAUUAUCGAGCAUAGCAGUGGUACGAUCGACUGUUCGGCCGAUGGUAGGCUAGCGACCGGUACAGGUAUAAUGCUCGAGUAUUGCAUCAUCCCUCGGCGAUCGGUCAGUGGUGAGAAAGAUUUGCCCCAGGUAAAAGAGCAUCCAAUGUGCCAGAUGGUAAGGGAAAGAGAAGAGAGAGAAAGGAAAGACGACAAUGCGGCAGCUACACGAAUAGUCAAUCAGUCCGAGUGCCAACCAACGGUGGUAGUAAAGCAAGAGAAAGAUGUGAUAAUUAAGGAGGAACCCAUCGAUGAGGAACCACCAGUGAGGAUGAUGGAACCCAUCGACGAGCAACCACCAGUGACGAUGAUCAAGCAGGAGAUUAAGGAAGAAGUCAUGGAUGGUGAAGAUGAAGCCAGCAACGUUCAGCAGCAUGUUGAGUUUCCUUCGGACCAUUUGGAAGCAAAAUAUACAUGCUCGAAUUGCUCGAAACGAUUUCGAUUUCGGGCGGAUUUGCUCGUGCACGAACGUACGCACUCCGGCGUCAAAGCGUACCGUUGCCAGGAUUGUGCGGAAACGUUUAUCUCGCGAGGAAAAUUAUACUUUCAUUCCCUCGAUCAGCAUAGGAAUCGUUCGGAUUGAAGCAGUAGAAGCUUUGCCGAAUAGUACCAUUUUCAAUUGAAGUAAAGCGCCAGCAGCAAAACAACAAAAAAACAUAGUGUUGCCGCGUAUUGGCUUGUUGUGGCUGGACAGGCUGAAGAUCUAGAUGUUGUAGAUCGGGGGAACGCGUUCCGUUAGGGAAACAGUAGCCCCACAUUACGUUCGUACUAAUAUCGUAAAUAGUGUGUCCAAUGUUUCCCUGUGUCGUUCGUUAUCAGCAAGCACAAAACAUAAUACUCACACGCUUUGUCGCAUUUCUCUUUUAUUUUUUAAAAUAAAAUUUCAGUAAAGUAAUAAAUCGA
Messenger RNA from Anopheles moucheti, 1819 nucleotides. Its product is annotated as zinc finger protein 674-like. Bases 129 to 1499 code for a protein of 456 amino acids. Gene Ontology annotation, molecular function: DNA-binding transcription factor activity; RNA polymerase II cis-regulatory region sequence-specific DNA binding. The record is from RefSeq and is a predicted model, not a curated record. NCBI's taxonomy places the organism in Eukaryota, Metazoa, Arthropoda, Insecta, Diptera, Culicidae. Gene Ontology annotation, biological process: regulation of transcription by RNA polymerase II. The transcript has 2 exons.